GAGAACCCGAAGGCGUACCCUGAUCGCGAGUCCAGUUCUCUUCAAUGUUGAACAGCACCACCCCCGCCAUUGUCAUGUCUGAGGUUCCUCCAACCGAGGGAUCGAGCUCGAAGAGCAGUAUCAGGCAGGAAAACUCGCCUCCACCGACGCCGCCAUCGCCAGUGAGCUCAGAAACAGGAGUCAAGUUAUCCAAGAAGCGAGAGCGGGAGGCCUCUCAGGAGCCGGUUACGACAACGAAGGUCGCCGUCGAUACCGACACUUCGACCCGCGACAGUCGAGAAAUUCGCACUCCGGCGAAGAAGAACAGAGUCGCUUUGAGCUCUACAGCAGAAGAAGACGAUGGUAUUGUGGGCUCGCGGUCGAAUUCGCCUUCGCCAACCUUUGGCUCGCCACCCCAAGAGAUGAAAAUCAAAGUUAGGCAAAUCAGUCAGGGCGUCGAGGACCUUAGCUGGCGGAAGAGGCCAAACUUUGGGAACGGGCCUAACGAAGGACAAGAUUCUGCUGUGGAGAUGCCUGUUGAUAGCGACAAGUCGGACAAGCUCGAAGAAACCAGCAUCCCCAAUGGGUCGGCCGACCCAAAGAUGGAGCCUGAAGAAAAUAAUGGUCCGAAAGUCGAUGAGGCUUCAACUGUCCUUCCACCAACACCACCCCCUACGGUGGAUGAAGUUCUGCCGAAGAGCUUGCGACGAGAUUCUGAUUCCGAUUCUGGCGAGAAGGACAAAGGAUUGAAGAGAAAGUUCUUGGACCGUGGGACAAGCCAAGGUCCCCAGGAGACUGGAGGAUCUGAUAAGACUGCCUCAGAACCUGUCAAGCGGCCUAGAGAUGAUGCAGGCGAGGACGGCAAUCCUCGGGAGACUAAGCGACCUUCACCACCUCCGGAGCAGAGUGCCACUUCUCCUCCCAGUGCUCCUGCACCGAAAUUCGGCGGUUUUGGAGCAUACGCUGCUACAAAGUCUCCAUUUGCUUCAGUGAAAGGGCCCAAUGUAUUUGGAUCCAAAAAAUCAUCAAGCUUGUCAACUCCGUCAGUUACGCCCUCGGUAUCCUCUUCUUCCUUGGGUACACCCGUUCUAGGGGAAUCAUCCAUAGCCUCUACUUCGGCCGCGACCCCCGCGAAGCGCUCGGGCUUUGAGGCGUUCUCCUCACCAGCAUCACCGUUUGCUUCCAUCGCUCAGAAUAAGUCAUCAGUGUUGGGAGGCGGAACAUCCAAGCUCGGACGAAGCAAAUCCCCCACGCGCCGAGCGAACUCCACCAAUGCAAGUGCUUUUUCGGCGUAUAGCGGUGCUAGCCAAGGGUUUGCAUUGCCUGCAUUUAAGCGUGCUCGUGCAGGAUCCCCGGCAAUCGCAAAUAUGGAGAAGAAAUCGAAUGUGUCUGUUCUCAAUGGUUCAGAUAGUUGCACAGAGGAAGAUAGUAGCGACGGAAAAAGUGCCAGCUUUGGUGAAAAAUUGCGAGCAGGAAAGGACCAGUCCGGUGAAGAGCAUGAGACUCCCAAGAUUGCUUUGACUGAGCAAGAGGUGAUGACCGGGGAAGAAGAGGAGGAGACUAUUCAUCAAGUUCGAGGAAAGUUAUUUGCACUCUCCGAUGGUACAGCCUGGAAGGAGCGCGGCACGGGUGUACUGAAGCUGAAUGUCAGAGCUUCAGACGGUGGAGGGGCAAGGUUAUUGAUGCGAAAAGAGGCAGUAUACACUGUGCUGCUCAAUGUCACUCUGUUCCAUGGAAUGCGAUGCGUGCUUGCGCAGGACCCCCGAUACGUACGUUUCAGCGUCAUCCAAGAUGGCGUGACAACACAUUAUAACCUGAGGCUGGCCAAUCCCAAAAUUGCGGAAGAGUUGAUGGAAGAGAUACAUGCGAAUCUUCCGUCAGCAUAAGGGCUGCAGGAAUGGUGAUUAAAGAUGUUCUAUGCAUGCUGAUGUAAAAUUUCCCCCCUUGACGGUUUCCCAGUCUUGUGUAUUGCUGCUGUGUGUGCUGAUCAACAAUUUAUUAUACAUGUUUCUAUUUACAUAAAUAACGUGACGAUAUUGAUAUGAAU
This is a messenger RNA of Guyanagaster necrorhizus, 2026 nucleotides long. RefSeq lists its product as uncharacterized. Bases 45 to 1865 code for a protein of 606 amino acids. Lineage: Eukaryota; Fungi; Basidiomycota; Agaricomycetes; Agaricales; Physalacriaceae. The transcript is spliced from 7 exons. Gene Ontology annotation, biological process: intracellular transport. The record is from RefSeq and is a predicted model, not a curated record.